Cryptococcus amylolentus CBS 6039 is the source of this 2241-nucleotide messenger RNA. RefSeq lists its product as hypothetical. NCBI's taxonomy places the organism in Eukaryota, Fungi, Basidiomycota, Tremellomycetes, Tremellales, Cryptococcaceae. The record is from RefSeq and is a predicted model, not a curated record. Bases 1 to 2241 code for a protein of 746 amino acids. The transcript has 3 exons.
AUGAAGGUCACCCCUCAAGCCCAGCAGAAGCUCAACGACCUUUUGUUUAAUCUCGUCUGCGGCAUGGGCUCAUCCUUCAACGCAAUCAAGAAUCCCAUCAUUGUUGACGUCCUCCAACAGCUCUCCCCGGGCUUUAAGAUCCCCUCGCGUAAGGACCUUUCUGGUAGGUUGUUGACCAAGAAGGAUCAGGAAGUGAUGAAGGAAGUUGAGGAAGCGUUGAAGGGGAAGAUGGUUACACUUUUGUUGGACGGGUGGAACAAUUGCGCUCGCGACCAUCUAUUUGCCUUUGUGGCCACAUGCGAGGGAAAGUCGUACGUCUUCUCUGUUCAUAACACCACCAGCAAGGACAAGACGGGAGAUGCGGCAUUGCUGUUGAUCGAGGAUGAGAUAGAGAUGUUGGGGAAGAAGGGUAUCGAGGUCGUCGCGGUGAUCUCAGAUGAUGGAGGGGACAUGCGCAAAGCCAGGAAGUCUCUGCUGGCGAAGAGGCCGCAGCUCACCAUUGAAAAGUGUUUUGCUCACCAACUCAAUUUGGUUGUUGGCAAUAUCUUCAAAGGCUCUCCUUACCUGAAGGACAUCUCUCAGCGGAUGCUCGCUGUAAUCGUGUGGUUCACCAAUCACAGCAAGGCUAUGUCCCUCCUCCUCUCCCAAGCGCGCAGAGAUGACCCAAAAUUCGGCCCAACCACCUUCAUCCAUCCUGCCCCUACAAGGUGGACCUCUCACUGGGCUGCCGCCUGCCAUCUUCGCCAAUGGAAGGCUGCCCUCCACAGCGUGUGCUUCAACAUGCACAGCAAGGUCAUGGGCAUGGCAGGGGCGGGUACCAAGAACCGCCAGACUGCUCAGACAGUGUUGGACAUUGCCCUUGAAAAGAGCUUCUGGGACGGUCUCGACGAUCUCAUCACUAUCCUAAGUCCCCUCACCAUCUCCACAUACGUCCUACAAGCCAAUACCACCACCCUCGACAUGGUCUUCUUUGAGUUCGGCAAGCUCUAUACCCACUUUGUCCCCCUCCAAACCUUGGGCUCCCGCUUUGUACGUGACGCUGCUGCCAUCAUCAUCCAGAGCCUGGAGAAGAGAUGGGCGGCGGCUGAUCAAGAUGUCUUCAUUGCAUGCGCUCUCUUGAACCCCUUCUUCGGGCUUACGCGGGUGGGCAUCAGCAACAACGCUCUUCCUGGGAACAUGUCAUACGCCUUGAUCAAGUCUCUCUGGAUACGCUUCUUUCCUGAGGAGACUUCGCAUCAGACACUUGAUCAUCUGAGCGAGGAAUGGUCGGCGUACUACCACCGAAAGCCUGACCCCAACCUCCGCCGCUAUACCAAUGCUGUGUUCGAUCUUCAGGGGGAAGCUGAGAAGGCAAAGAGGAACAACAGCCCUCUUGAUCCAGCGGGGAUCUGGCGCCUGCUGGGGAACAGUGUCUCCAGCCCCCUCAUCCGUCUUACCCUCCGUCUCUUCGCCGCCGUUCCCAACAGCGCCGCGUGCGAGCGUUUGUUCUCCCUCAUGGGGGACAUUCACACCAAAAAGCGUAAUCGCCUUCACACCUCCAAGGCUGUAAAACUCGCGCGCAUUCGAGCGUCUUUGCUUGAGAUGACAACGACGAAGGAGGAGGCAAAGAGGGCAGCGCUACAGGAGCAAAGAGCGAAGAGGGCGAAGAAGGACAAGCCGCUGGCGAAGGGGCAGGCGAAGGGGCAGAAGGUGAAGAUGAAUGAACGGGUUGGGGAUGCCGGUCUCUCAAAGUGGACGCCCUUGGAUGUCUUGCGGAGGAGGAACCAGGUCGCGGAAAUCGGGGAUUGGGAUGAGGUGAUGAGGGAGGCAGAUGAGGAGCGUCGCUACCAAGGCGUCUUGGGUGGAGACAACUGGGAGGAUGUUGAGGCUGAUUAUGAGGAGAGGAUGAUCCAGGAUGGGGUGAAUAUGAUGAUGAGGGAGUGGUUCGUCGAAUUGGACAAUGAGAGAGGAGGGAACGAAGCUGACACCACCACGACCCUCGAAAAGCUCCCCCUCUCCACGCUAUUUGGGCUUGACGAGUGCACUUCCUUUGAGAAGUCGCAGGUGGCUGUCAUUUCUGACUCUAUCGGCCAGAUCUUGGCGCGGGAAGACACACAGUUCUUGAGCGAAGAGGCAGAAUACUCACACAAGACUAUAGAGGUCGUUGAAAUCAGUGAUGACGAGGACGGCAGUGAGACUGGGGAGAAAGACGAGAGCGACGAGGAGCAGGAUGAGGAGAUGGACCUAGACAGGGCGUUCUGA